AUGUCCUCCCCUAUAAUGAGUGACCCGCCGCGGCCAUCCCCGUCCUUUGGCGAGCGCAGAGGUCAUCAACUGGCCCCAUUGCAAACCAAUUUUAGCCGACCCACGGCCAAUUCGUCCAAAACAACUUCCACGCGAUUGCAGCGCCCUCGGCCGACCGAUUACCCCAGUACCAAUGGCUCCGAGAACCCCGUGCCGCUCCAAAGUCCCGUCAAGCGACAAUCGUCCAAGUCGAGCUUGCGCAGUCUUUUUGCCCGCGAUAAAUCACAACGUGCGGCAGCAGCCCCCGACGCCAAAUUGGCCGAGAUUGAGGAAAACCAACCGCCAACAAACCCGGAGCCCACGGAGACGACCCAGACAGUGACGGUGGCAGAUGCCCCCUUGUCGCCAUCAGUGACCAGUCCCCGAACUGUCGUGUCAACCCCGACAUUGACCUCUCCGACCACCCCGCGAGCUCGAACAACGUUGAAAACACCGAGGCCGAGACCAGCAGCAACGGAUUCCAAGCCAGUUUCACAGGAUCAAUAUGGAUGGAAACCGCCCCCGCUUUUCCAGGCAUACCCUCAAUCUUAUAAACAUGAAUGCCUAUCUGCGCCGGCCAUGUCUGCGGACGCAAUCCUACGUCUCCAUGCUACGACGGGGAAGUCAAUUGCUGAAGUAGCGCCAGAUGAAACUGCCGAUGCAGCCCGGAAGAAGCGAGAGCAGAAAGAGCGCAAGCAUCUUCGGACAUUGUCAGGCACGAUCAACAAGGUUGAGUGGACUACAAAGAUCUAUGUCCUCGCAACGGCGGGCUUUAUCCUCCAGUACGCCGGCGAAGGGAAGAAUGACCGCCUUCCCGAGUGUAUGCUGCAAUUGGGUCCUCAGUCGGUAGCGUUUGCCAGUGAUGCUAUUCCCGGGAAGCAUUGGGUGCUUCAGGUAUCGCACAAGGCUGCAGCAGAGAACGGGCCAGGGGCUUCCGAACCCGCGAAAUCGGGCCGUUUUUCUCGAUUCGGGUUUCAUCGAUCAAACGCAAAGCGGAUGGCGAGUAGCUUCCUGUUGGUCUUUGAUAGCCCCGAUUCUAUGAUCUCCUGGCUCACGGCCGUUAGGGCUGAGAUUGAAGUCCGUGGGGGUCCCAAGUUCACCGCGGAGAAGCACUCUGAUGAUGACCAGAUGCCUCAGCUUCGGAGCAAGUCCAGUGCCCGCAAUAUUGUGAAGAAAGACCCCCAUCGCAUCUCCAGCCUGUUCUUGCAGCCGCAGGGUAUUCGCUCGCCCGAUGAAGAAGACGGUUCAUCAGUCGGCGGAAUGACCUGGCAGUCUCGACGAAGCUCGUACGUCUCGAUGAACCGCCAAUCCAUAAUCGACUCGCGCUCUGGCUCGGUAUCCACAGGCUGGACAGAGGCCACAGGACCCAGCAAUGGCUCCGACAUUCAAUCUUCAUCAUUCACUUCAGUCAAUCCUCCCAACUCACCGCCUCAAGAUAGCAGCCGUCCCUCUGAUGAGGCUCGGUCGAGGGACGUUGAUUCAACCAACACCCGUAGCCCGCCCACAUCCAGUCACGGAAAUGCCAAACGCCAAUCUCUUUAUAUGUCUGCCAAACUGCAAGAUUUCCCUGCCGUUCCUCGCUCCGAAGCGAUUCCAUACAGCCAAUCUCCACCACCCAAUAUACCCGACUCAUUAGUACGCAGUGCUUCCCCACCAGCACCAAACUUUAGCGUUCCUUCAUUCAGCAAAAAGUUUGUAGCAAGGCCCGGGCCGCCUCCUUUGGCCUCUCCACCUGCGCCUCUAGCUGGUGUUCUCCGACGGGGUGAGAGUAUUGGAGACUUUAGCAUCUCCAGUAUCUCCUCCCCUCCGCAGUCCCCCACAUACAGCGUUGCAAGCUCGAAGCAGACCGACUCUCCAGAACCAAUACUUAUUACACGGGAACCCAACGGCCGACGCAUCCUCCGGCCUUCCAACUCCGAGGACGCCUUGUCCAGAACCGUGCGCUCAUCACAAAACAUGGUCAAUCUCUCACGUUUACCGCGUUCUACGCCUUCCGAAACCAGUCCUCCGCCAUCUCGCCCACUAAGCAUGGUUGGUCGCUCUGGAUUAGGAAUUCAGAUGAACGGCGAGCCACCCGCCCAGAGCUUGCCUCCAGGGGAACCUCUCCCAGUUCUGCGCCCCCGAAUGUCCAACAUGAACAUGGAUCAAAACCCGCAGAAUAUAUCCCGCCGCAAGAGCAUGCCAGGAUUGACCAUUGGGCCUCCAGCGGCACCCCCACCAAACUGUCCACUCCCUAAAAUACCCUCGCCUAUUGCUGCUCAAGCGGCGCCGGUCUGGUCCACGAGCCCUCCUCCCGCUCAACCUCCGAUUUGGUCGACAAGCCCUCCUCCCGCUCAACCAGCACCAUCCUGGUCGGCGAGUCCUCCUCCUGGCCAACCCUCGCCGGUUUGGUCGACUAGUCCUCCUGCCGAUCGGUUCUACCAAUCUCAACAAAUCCGUGACCAUAUCCAACAAGACAGACGAAAGAGCGGUCUCCCACCUAUCAAUCCUGCACCUGCUAAUGGCAAGCUAUCAAAACAAGCUGCACGACAGUCCAGGAUGAUCCAAUGA
Messenger RNA from Penicillium subrubescens, 2568 nucleotides. RefSeq names its product peptidase family M20/M25/M40 protein. The record is from RefSeq and is a predicted model, not a curated record. Lineage: Eukaryota; Fungi; Ascomycota; Eurotiomycetes; Eurotiales; Aspergillaceae. Bases 1 to 2568 code for a protein of 855 amino acids. The transcript has a single exon.